CAACAAGUGGACCAACAGCACAGAGUUGAAGAUGAUCAGGAUGUCAUUGGACAAAGAGGCUGUCCUCCCUCACGAGGUCAGCCUAUCAGAGCAGCCGGCCAAGGCCCGCCCCCUGCGUGCUAAGAAUGGCCUCCAGUUGCCGGGCAACAGUCAGACCCCCGUUGCCUCCGCCCCCCCCGCUCACCAAAUCGCUAAGAGGCGAUACUCCAUGGGCGUCGGCUUCAAGGGGCCGGCCAAGCGCCGCCGCCGCGUCAGCGACAGCCAAUCAGAGCCCGUUCUGCCGAGUCACUUCCUGCUGGGCGGGAACAUCUUCGACCCUCUGAACCUGAACUCGCUGCUGGACGAAGACGUCAACAGGGCGACCAAUCAGGAGACUCCAACGUGCUCACCCCUGCCGUCGCGGGGCGCAGACCCCGUAGAGAUCCUGGUUCCCCGAGACAUCACCGACCCCCUGAACCUGAAGGGAGGGGGCGGGGACGGGAAGGGGGGUUCUGCUGUCCCCGUGAAGUCCAGGAGGAGACACAGGAACCGACACCAUGGAGCAGGAGGAGGAGGAGGGGGAGGAGAGGGAGGAGGAGCAGGAGGAGGGGGAGGAGAGAGGGAGGUGAUACCAGCUCGACUGUUUCCCUCCACAGCUGGACCGACAGUUCCUCCGGUGACCAGAGAGGGCAGCGUUUCAGCGUCUCCUCUGCCCUGUGAACUCAACACGGCCAUCACCUGUCGGGAAGACGUAGCCCCGCCCCCCAUCCUCCCCAGGAGACACACCCACCCUCCACCGGGACACGCUCACAAGCCCGGUAACCAUGGCGACGGUCGCCAACGCAGACGGCGGCGCACCACCUCCACGAGGUCGGCGGACUGCGCUGCCAGCAGCGAUACCAUGGCAACCGCAGCUCAGCCAACCAGAUUCGAGACGCCGCUGGUGGGAGGAGCUAAAGCCGGCAGGUGUGGAGGACCUCAGUCCGGCUCCACUCAGACACCAGAGAAGAAGAAGAAGGACAAGCACCGCUACCAGUACGGCAACCACACCUGUUACUACGGUUACCACGGUUUCUACGGUGACGGGUGGGAGGGGCACGUCGGGGCGGAGCAGGACCCGCGGCUCUGCCUCCUGCAAGCCGAUUGGUUCAGAGACAAGAAGGUGCUGGACGUGGGCUGCGGGGCCGGUCACCUGACGCUGGCCGUCGCCCGGAGGUUUGACCCCGCCCACAUCCUGGGGGUGGAGCUAGACCGGCGAUUGGUCCACGCCGCCAAGCAGAACCUCAGGCACUUCCUGUCACAUGACCUAGUGGUGGAGGAGAGGAGGAGGAGAGGAACGCCGGGAGCCUCCUCUUCCUCUCCUCCAAGGAAGAAGGAGGAGGAGAUGAAGAAGAUGGAGGAGGAGAAUGAGAAGAUGGUGGAGGAGGUGGAGCAGGCUCUGUCUCUCCUCUCCCUCCCCCUCUCCUUCAGGGUGAGUCGAGGUCCUCUCUCUGCUCCUCCUCUCCUCCACUCAUCUUCAUCGUCCUCCUCCAGGUUCCCCGACAACGUCAGCUUCAUCCAGGGGGACUACGUGUCGGGGGGGGAGUGGUGGCCUGGGCGGGGUCAGUAUGACGUCAUCAUGUGUCUGGGCGUGACCAAAUGGGUGCAGCUGCGUUCUGGCGGGGGCGUGGUCACUCUGUUUAGACGAGCCUAUCAGAGCCUGUCGCCGGGCGGAUUAUUCAUGCUGGAGCCACAACCAUGGAGCAGCUACAGCCGCAGCAGGAGGGCCUCGGAGGCGACAGAUCGUAACUUCAGGAGUUUGAGACUGAGACCUGAACAGUUCACCUUCUACCUGACUGACAGCGUGGGCUUCACCUCGUACAGACUCAUCACACACACAGGUAACCAGCGUCCAGUCUACCUGUUCCACAAAGGCCCCGCCCAGAGGAAGUGAUGUCACCAGGACACGAUAUGACACGUCUCACUUUGAGAUGCCUGUUUCCAUGGAAACCGCCCUGGACUGUGACUGACAGGCGGGAGGAGGCAGCUGAUUGGACGCUGUAUAUUUGACUCGUGAGCUCGCAGCUGAUUGGUUGAACAGUGGAGUCCGUUUGAUGACAUCACAUCAGGGACGGUGACAAACCGCAGUCUGAUUGGACGGAGUCGGUUUCUGUGAAUGUGAUUGGUUGUCACUCGCUCAUCAAGCCAGAGCAAAGCAUUGUGGGUAACUGUGGAUGGACACUGACAGGAAGUGACACGUCGGUUUUCUAAACAUUUUAUUGUUUAACUGUUUAUUUGAGAUUAAAGCUGUCGCUGACGUUCUGUCUCUGAGGAAUUUAUCCACAGCUCAAAGUCUGAACCGACGUUCUCACAACGUUCUCACAACGUUCUCACAACGUUCUCACAACGUUCUCACAAAGUUCUCUCUUUGUAAACGUUCCACAUGAGAACGAUGAAGAACCGGAACCGUGGAGCUGAGAUCAAAC
Anoplopoma fimbria (sablefish) is the source of this 2444-nucleotide messenger RNA. It is a transcript of the gene mepceb, whose product is annotated as methylphosphate capping enzyme b. Gene Ontology annotation, biological process: rRNA modification; snRNA modification. NCBI's taxonomy places the organism in Eukaryota, Metazoa, Chordata, Actinopteri, Perciformes, Anoplopomatidae. Gene Ontology annotation, molecular function: rRNA (adenine-N6,N6-)-dimethyltransferase activity; snRNA binding; O-methyltransferase activity. The record is from RefSeq and is a predicted model, not a curated record.